GCAAACUAACAAUUUUAUAAUGAAGCAUUUAAAUUUUUUGGUUCUGUUACUUUAACAUUUAUUUUUAAGUCCACAAAAUUCAGUAUUUCAUUUUGUCGAGUUUUUUUCCUCAUUUGAAACUAAAUUAACUAUAAUCAAAAGGGUGAUCCACUGUUAUAGUUUGUGUCUGGAGGCCCCCCUAACGCCUCAGGUAGUCAUGGGGACAGGCCUUUUGGAGGUGGCUGAAUCUAGGGUUUGUGAUUGAUUCAUUGUAUAGUGCUAGGAUUGGCAGUGUGAGUGCAUCACCUGCCCUAGGGUGAGUAUCCUGCAUAGAAUAUAAGGUAGGAAAAGAUGUUUGCUUUCCCCUUUUGCUCUUGUUACUUUGGGCAUCUUCUGCUAUCCUGAACAGUGGCCUGUCUGCCAUGAGCCACCCUGCUUUGGAACCAGCUGAUUACAGACUGAAACCUUCACAAACUAGAGAAAAGAAGAGCAUUACUGCUCACCGAAUCAAGGGAUCCAGUGGGGAGGCCUCAGUCACUGCUGAUAGCCCGCCACCAUCCAUGUCCUCGGUUAUGAAGAAUAAUCCACUCUAUGGUGGCCUGAGUUUGGAAGACGCUAUAGAAGAAAGCAAAAAAAGUCCUUCAUGGACUGUUGAGGAAUACGACAAGCAUUCCUUGCACACAAACCUCUCAGGACAUCUAAAGGAAAAUCCUAAUGACCUACGAUUUUGGCUGGGAGACAUGUACACGCCGGGUUUUGACACUUUAUUGAAAAAGAAAAAGAAGCAUGACAAGAGGUCAAAAUUAUGUCGCAUGGGUUUGAUUUUCCUGCUCGUUGCCUCGGUCUUCAUUACCAUAGUGACUCUCAGCACUUUGCUCACCUAAAGAAACUGCCACAGACAGAGCCCCCUUCAAUUUUUAAAACAAUUUUUAUAAAUAUUUGCAAAAAAGUCUUCAUGUAGUAUGAAUGUACUGUUGAUUGUACAAUUAAACACAAUUGUUCGGUGAAA
This is a messenger RNA of Cavia porcellus (domestic guinea pig), 988 nucleotides long. RefSeq names its product membrane integral NOTCH2 associated receptor 2 (gene Minar2). Lineage: Eukaryota; Metazoa; Chordata; Mammalia; Rodentia; Caviidae. The transcript is spliced from 3 exons. The record is from RefSeq and is a predicted model, not a curated record. The coding region runs from base 402 to 863 and encodes 153 amino acids.